Notothenia coriiceps (black rockcod) is the source of this 4627-nucleotide messenger RNA. It is a transcript of the gene plpp5, whose product is annotated as phospholipid phosphatase 5. Gene Ontology annotation, biological process: phospholipid metabolic process; phospholipid dephosphorylation. Gene Ontology annotation, cellular component: membrane. Bases 232 to 1032 code for a protein of 266 amino acids. The transcript has 8 exons. Gene Ontology annotation, molecular function: phosphatidate phosphatase activity. Lineage: Eukaryota; Metazoa; Chordata; Actinopteri; Perciformes; Nototheniidae. The record is from RefSeq and is a predicted model, not a curated record.
AGAUGUAGCCGUUAGCUUCACUGUUCUCCUCCGGUGCAUCCCUGAAUUUCUCCAAUAUGCCACUUCCACCAGCCGCAGAAACAGAGGAUGCGGAGGCAUGAUUCACGUUAACGGCACUCGUUGAUAUGAGGAGGAAGAGAUAAAAUAACGAGCUGUUAAAGUCGCAGAUAAGAAAUAUGAAAGUAGAGUGAGGAUGUUUGCUGUUGACUGAAGUCCACUCCAAGAUACAAAAUGAAGAGGAGGUUGCUUCGUGGUUUCCUGUCGGAAGUCUCUGUCCGGUUUGUGCUGCUUCUCGUGUUCCUUGUGACGGAGCAGCUUCCUCCUUUUUACCGUGAGAUCCAGCCAGAGGAGAUGUGGCUGUAUAAAUUCCAUCGUGUGGAGAGAGACCACGUACCCACCUCUCUUAUGUUUAGUGUGGCAGUUUUCACCCCACUGAUUGUAAUCCUGGUUUUCACCUUCCUGAAUAAGUCCGAGCGAGGAGAUCUGAAGGAGGCCUCGCUGGCUGUGACUUUGACUCUGGUGCUCAACGGAGUUUUCACCAACGUCAUCAAACUUGUAGUUGGCAGGCCUCGGCCAGACUUCUUCUAUCGCUGUUUCCCAGACGGUCAGAUGAACCUGGAGUGGCGCUGCAGCGGUGACCCAGAUGUGGUCAUGCAGGGCAGGAAGAGCUUUCCCAGCGGCCAUUCUUCCUUUGCCUUUGCAGGUCUGGGUUUCACCGCGCUGUACGUGGCAGGAAAGCUGCGCUGCUUCACUGCGGCGGGCCAAGGCAGAGCGUGGCGGCUGUGUGCCUUCCUCACACCUCUACUCUUCGCCACGGUGAUCGCCCUCUCCAGAACCUGCGACUACAAACACCACUGGCAAGACGUGUUGGUGGGCUCCCUGCUGGGCCUCUUCUUCUCCUGGCUGUGCUACAGACAGCACUACCCCCCCCUCCAGGACGCUGACUGCCACAGACCCCUGCGCCACAGAGAGACUGUUCCCGCCGCACAGGAGCGCAAGCUGGCCAACUCCACCUACAUCCUGCCCCUGUAAACAGCUGUAACUGUUUCUGAUGUCAUUCAUAACGGGUUACAUGGUAAUCUUUCUAACUCUGGUUUCCAAACCUUGAGGGCUGGGCAGUUUAUUCAUAUGUAUCUUUUGGCAUUGAUCAUUGUAACUGUAUUGUGGGAUUUGUUUUGAAUGUUGGGACUUGGUUCUUUUUCUAAACUAAAAUGACUAAUGACACAUUUCUUCUGAAUGAUUUCUGAAACACUUUCUGCACAUAACAACUCCAGUUUAGCAACUACAAUAACAAUUUAAUCCCAAACAUGAAUCAACAUCAUUAAAGUUAUCACGAAGGAGGGCUUGGUGGAUACCAUGAUAUUGAUUGUUUCCCAUCAGGCCUAGCCCGACACACCCUAUGCAUUGUGCCUCUAGAAGACUUAACUUUAAAAACUCACAAUAGCUGAGCAGGUCCAGGACACAAGCACUGCACGGAUCGUUCACUGCCCGUUAACCUCCGAGCCGCUGCGAGGCACUUUCUCCUGAUCUAGGAACAGUAUUUGGUAAUCGUUUUUGUAAACUUGAAAUUUUUUCAGCAAGCAAGAUUUAAAAGUCGUAUUUUAUUUUUUUUAUUUGUGCAUUCCUGUCUUUUAGGAAUCAAUAUAUAGUGAAGAGAGUUGGCGCUCACCCGACAACACUUUUGAUAACCGAAUAAUCUUUUAAGUAUUUAUCAACUAAUGAUGCCAAACACUUGGUGGCUGAAUCUCCUUAGCUGUGAGGAUUAGCAGCUUUUUUAUUAUUACCUAUUUAAUUCAAUACUGUAUGACUGUUGGAAAAAACAAGCAUUUGAAGCUCUGAAAGAUUGUGGUGUUUCCUCAUGUUGCUCACAUUUACCAGACUAAAUCAUUAAAUAACCAAUGAAUGUACAAAAAAAGAAUCGGUAACAUCAAAUUAAAAUAAAUUGUAAGCUUUAGCUCAACAUAAUACGCUUGAUUAUUAUUAUAAGGGUCUUCGAAGUCUUCUCUGGCAGAUGGAGCUGUUUCCCGACCAGAAGCGCACUGUUUGCUAAGUCAGUGGAGGGGUGAUGAAUAGAGAAAGGAAGACAUCCUCUGAAACGACACACAGGUUACAGUCUUGCCGAAGUUCACAAACACUUGGGCUCAUGUGCCGGAAUGAUUACUUUUUUGGUUAUUUAAUGCCACUUGAGUCAGUUUCACUCACAAAUGAAGGCUGAGCUAAUGUUGACAGUUGCAAAUAAUUGAGAAGUGGACCUUGGAAUUUAGAUUCUGCACAAUAUAGUCAUUUAUUUGACCAAUAACAUCAAUCUAUCUACACAUAGAGAAAGUUAAUCCGAACUAAAUCGUCUUAUCAUGGCAUAUGUAAUUGCGAUUUGUAAUUUAAUAUCUCUAAAAGGCUCAGUAAUUUGCCAAAACAGCUGUGCACAAGUUCUUAACGUUACUCAAGCAUUAUAGUGCAUUUGUUGGGAACUAUUUUCAGCUGAGGAUUGAUACAGAUUUAGUCCAAGUUGGAAUACAGUUGAGGUCUAUGGCACGAUAAGUACAAGAACAUUUGAUGUUGUUUUUUUUUUUGCUUUGUUGACAACUAGAAGGAAAGCAAAACUAAAGUACACCUUCAUAUUAAACCAGGUUAAUCAAAACCCCUCAGUCAGCUUUAUAUCUUAAUAUCAACAUUGCUUUACUGUUUGUCUUGACUGCUUUAAAUCUCUCUGUCUUCCUGCAUUAUAUCGUAAAUUCACAGAUUGUUAGAUUAUUACAUGCAAAGGGUUCAUAUGCCCACUCCUCAGAAUAACACACUGAUGUAGCAGCUCCGUUCCCUUCCUCUCAGUUUUUGCAGUGCUUGCUUUACUUGAUUAUAACGGUUUUGCUCUAACUGGACAACACAUCUGCUCAUACGGUUAAAGGGAUAUUUUGGAUUGUUUAAAGUGGGGUUGUACAGUAUGUGGUUCUUUUUACAGUCAUUGUAAUACAGUAGAGGGCAGCAGAAAUAGACAGGAGUUCUAGCUUUGGAGCACGGCAAUGUACUGCUGUUGACGGGUCAAUACGUAUGAGUAUGUAUUUUAGACACGUAAAAGAGAGGCCCACCUAAAAAAUAUUAAUAUAAUUUUCAGAUUGUUUCCUGGUUGGGAACUGAAGACGCUAAUGCUACCUCGAUUGGUUAGUUUGUUUGUGCGGUUAUGUUACUUUGGUAUAUGGGAAACAACGCUUUAAUUCUUAAGUUACACUAUAAAAAACAAACAAGCUGAUUUAAACAGAUAUAGACAAGAAACUCCUGUGUUCUGCAGAAGUAAAAGUCCUGUUUUUGUAAAUAGAGUCUGAUGGCGUUGGCAAGAACUCGAUACCAGUUUCAGUUUGUCUGUCAAAAGCAAAGGCAAAGCAGUAAGAUUGUCCCCUGAAAGGAAUCACCUAAACUGAUACUGAUAUUAGGUUUUAAGUGGCUAAAAUAUAUGUUGGGGAGUUUACUUUUGUUCAUUGCUCUGCUCUCAUGCCUUUACUCUUUUUAUCCAAAUUGCGUGCUGAUCACCAACUACUGUAGGUAAUACACUGACUAUGGAUAAGUCAACCCCACUUGAAAAAGUCCCUCCCUUUUAGAAAGGUCUCUGGCUUACUCUGGCUUUCAUCCCUCUCCUCUGCCAGUCUGAAGUGUGAGUGUUCACCAGAGGUGGAGGGAAGUAGUGAUGUGGGGUCUGUUGUUGGAGUGGCGGUGAAAGCAGGCAUUUCUGAUGAGCCUAAAUGAGGUCAGCCUGUAACCUCUCCAGGUGAUGGUGCUAUAGCCUCCAGUGCUCCUGCUCGUCAGGCUUUCUAUCCUGUUUUUAUUGGCACCUAAAGUUUUCUGCUAGUUUUCUUCAACCAUGUAUGUUAUGCUUACUUUUAUGUGGUGUUUCUGUUGUAUCUAUCAAUGUAUUUGUAAGGUUGGUUUUCAAUUGGAAAUUCAUCAAAAUGUUAUGUAGAUUAUGACAACAUGAGAAACAACCACACCUCUUUUAUGUUUCUGUUUUAGUGUGAAAAGCAGCCAAAGGUUUUGCAGGGUCAAAGCCCUUCGUCGCUGUAAAUCCAGAUUGAAGCAUCGGGAUCACAGUGGUCUCAGACCAGACUUGGCAGAAAAAAAGUGAUGAAUUUGUGCCUUUGUUUACUAAAUUAUUUUGCUACAGGGAAUGAAGUAUAUACUGCAUGUAUCAGUGUAUGCUCUCUGUCAUGUUGGGGACACAACUUUGUGUUUGUUAUUGUUUAACAGCGUACAGGAGCCAGUUGGGAAGACACUUUAUGAUGUUUAAAUGUGGCAUGCUGCCUUUCUUUACCUCAGAAAAACCUUUUAAGUUAUUUCCACAAAGUGUUGAUGGAAUGAAAUGUGAAGAAUACAAGAGAGUAGCCAAGAGAAAGAAAAGCCUCACUUUUUGCAAACAUUUUAGACGAUGAUAUCUUUAAUUACUUGGUCAAUCUAUUCUAGCAGGUGGUUAUGAGAUGAUGUACAGGACUAAGUCUAUUUAAUUUUUGGGCAUGCAGGAGUUUACUUGAAUUUUCAAUCUGCACUUAAUGUUUUAAUGUUAUUUCAUGAGAGUAUGAAUCAUAUCUGUGGGCAUAUUGCUCUAAGGGAUCUUUCAGACAAAAUAAAUGUUCAUUCAACUUUG